Messenger RNA from Exophiala aquamarina CBS 119918, 1434 nucleotides. RefSeq lists its product as uncharacterized. Lineage: Eukaryota; Fungi; Ascomycota; Eurotiomycetes; Chaetothyriales; Herpotrichiellaceae. Bases 1 to 1434 code for a protein of 477 amino acids. The transcript is spliced from 3 exons. Gene Ontology annotation, molecular function: aldehyde dehydrogenase (NAD+) activity. The record is from RefSeq and is a predicted model, not a curated record.
AUGGGUGAAAACACAGGCAUCGAUUUGUCUCCUGACAAGUUCAACAAGCUCUAUCUCAAUGGAGAAUACGUCGAUGCCAAGUCCAAGGCGACUUACUCACUGAAAAACCCCAAAGACAACAGUGUUGUGCUGGACGGCAUACCAAUCGCCGGAGCAGAGGAUAUCGACCUUGCUGUAAAAUAUGCCGAGGAAGCAUUCAGUGGGCCGUGGAGGAAUUUCACCGGGAUGCAGAAGACAGAAUGUUUCAACCGGCUGGCUGCUCUCAUGGAGGAGAAGUUGAUUCCAAUCCUAACACUGGACUCGCUUACCUCCGGAAACCCCGUCUCGCUCAUCCCUACCAGGGAGAAGAAUUAUAUCAAAAACGGAUUAUUGUACUAUGCUGGCUGGACGGAUAAGCAAAAGGGGGAUUACUUUCCUGCCGAUGACGGAUUCGUUAAACUCGUCAGACACGAACCCUUGGGCGUUUGUGCCGCUGUGUGCCCCUUCAACGCCCCCGUAGCAACGUUCCUAGGCAAAGCCGCUGCCGCACUGGUCACGGGAAAUGUAUUGAUCGUCAAGCCCUCGGAGAAAACACCUCUCGGUACACUCGCCCUGGCACCGCUCUUCGAGCAGGCUGGGUUUCCGAAAGGCGUCGUCCAAGUCGUCACCGGACCAGGCGAAACCGGCGCCGUCCUAUCCCGCCACAUGCGCAUCCGCAAGAUCAGCUUCACGGGUAGCCUUCCCACGGGAAAGAAAAUCCAAAUCGCCGCCGCAGAAAGCAACCUCAAACGCGUGACGUUGGAGCUGGGCGGGAAAAGCCCCGCCGUGAUUUUUGACGAUUGCAACCUCGACAAGGCAUUGACCUGGACCAUCAACGCGAUCCUCGCGCGCUCCGGCCAAGUCUGCGUCGCUGCGAGUCGACUGUACGUGAAGAAAACUAUUGCGGACAAAUUCGUCGGGAAGUAUGUUGAGAGGAUGAAAGCCGCGGCCGCGGACCUAGGCGACCCACAGGACAUGUCGGUCAAGCUUGGUCCUCUACGUGGACGUGAAGAGGUCGAACUUGUCGUCGGUGGCGUCCAGCACGGCGAUACAGGCUGUUACAUGGAACCCACGGUGUUCCUCAACCCCAAGGCCGACGCGGAGAUUUACAAGAAAGAAAUCUUCGGCCCCGUCUCCAUCAUCAAGACCUUCGACACCGAAGAAGAAGUCCUCGCCAUGGCCAACGACACCGAAUAUGACUUGAUGUCCGGAGUCUUCACCCGCGACAUCACGCGUGCCCUCAGGGUUUCCGCCCUCCUGGAUUCUGGCGUCGUCGGGGUCAACUGCGUCAGCUACAUCAGCGUCCUCGUCCCGUUCGGCGGGAGGAAGCAGUCGGGCCUUGGGAGAGAGAUGGGCGAAUAUUAUCUGAGGGCUUUCACUGAGCCUAAAACUAUUCUGAUCAAUAUGAAUGCGUGA